Molecule: messenger RNA, 1612 nt
Organism: Drosophila takahashii
Lineage: Eukaryota; Metazoa; Arthropoda; Insecta; Diptera; Drosophilidae
Source: RefSeq, a predicted model, not a curated record
AAGACACCCAGAGAACACUUCUACAUAACAUACAAAAGGGUUAGGAAACAAAGUAACACCGUUGGCAAUGGCGAACAGAGGACACUAUAUCGAGAGGAAUGGCACCAAACGGGCCGCUGGGUUGCCCUCCUUUGGUCCUGAAAGGUCGACUCCCAAGGAUUGCCUGAUCAUCGCACAUCCGGCGGAGGAAAUAGGCAGUCGCAUAGAAGCCAAGUGCAGGAUGAAUCGGCAACAGGCCAUCGGAAAGUCUCAGCCAUUCAUUCCAGAUUGCAACAUCGGCGAUGUUCUCAGCAGCGAAAGUCAAAAGUCACGCUUCGCCACCUUCAAGGAGAAGUUCCUCGAGGACAUGUACUGUAAGUCCGGUAAGAUAGCUCAAAUAAUGUCCACGCAUUCCAAACCGGAGGACGUCACGAAUUGGAGCCGAACCUUCGGACAUGCUAACCCCCCAGCGGACACCCUAUAUAGCACCAUAUUGCCGGAAAAGUCGGCCGAUCAGGUCAAUCGGGAAUACGGCGAGUUUCAUCGAGGCCACAUUGUCAGUAAUAAUCACUACUUUCCCUCGGAGCAGGUCAAUCGUAGAUAUAAAAAACCAUUUGAUCGCUCCGGAACCUUUGGAGUUUUGAUAGGCGCCGAUUACAGCGGUGCGACGAUGAAAAAGUGUUUGGUUCAGGGGGACGAGCACUUAACUGUGGUCUCCAAACCUUGGAUGGACUACGUCAAACGGACAAAGGGUCCCUUGGGAAAGAAAUACAAAAAAUACCUAGAUAAGGUGCCUGAUCUGAACUUUGGUUAUCGCCGUCGGACGGACAAAUGUAGCAUCAAAAUGUUGCUGGAGGACAUUAGGCCUUGUGAACAGGACGACACUCUGGUGAAUGCUCUAUCCUAUUUGAACCGACUGCGCGAGAGUCUGCACAAACGAAAUGACUUCUAUAUGAUGGACCUGAUCGCAUUGCUGGAGAGGAGCGACAAGGAUCACACGGGUCACAUGCCGCUCUCCCAGAUCCUCGAGACCAUGCACAAGCUGCAUAUCCGGGUGGAUGCGGAGAAGAUCCGCACCAUGCUAUCGCACUUCCGGCAGAUCCUCGACGAGGGCUGCCCCACCGAACGGGUGAACUACGAUCUCUUUUGCCGACUGCUCUCCGUUCAGCAACCGCUGCCCAAUGUCGGUUGUAUUGCCACAGUGCCGGAAAAUAUUUACAACAAGGAAACAACAUAUGGCAGUCUAUGUAACGAUCGUUUGAAGAAGGCUCCCGAGGGAAUAGUUGCCAACCAGCCCAACUGGGGUCCACACCAAAGGGACGAUGUUAAUACGCGUGUAAAGGAUAUCGUGGAACCGGAACUGGCCAUAAAAAUGAGGCCCAGCGACAUGACCUGUCCAAGGAACAAGGAGCAAAUGGAGAGGAUAUUCGAGAAAGUAGUCACCAAGCACGCCUUCGAAAACAUUUGGCAGAGUCUAAUGGCAGAGAACAAAAAUCCGGAUCAGGAAGAAAUGGCCUCGGUAGCACAGUUUCGUGAGGAGAUGCUAAAAAUGUCCACUACUUGAGAUAUUAAAAUUUCCUUACAUUACUUUAUCAUAGAAUUGUGAAAUUACUAAGAAAAAACAACGAAAGUA